AAAUCUUUCUAUUUGGUUCAUGUCCAAACCCUACUAGCUACUCCUUCAGGGUUUUACAGGUCCAAUUUUUUCUUGGGAGAAUUCCAAGCUCUGUGUUUCUCUGCCUGAUCUCCGAUUUGGGUUUUCUCAGAAAGUUGAAGUCAGAGAGAAAACCAUGGCAAGCCAAGCAGCUGCAACUUUUAAAGGCAACAUGAAGAAAGCUGUUGCUGGCCUGAGACGGAUUAAUCUUGACGGGCUGCGGUGGAAAGUGUUUGAUGCCAAAGGCCAGGUUCUUGGAAGGCUAGCAUCUCAAAUAUCUACUGUGAUUCAAGGCAAGGAUAAACCGACUUAUGCUCCAAAUCGAGAUGAUGGAGACAUGUGCAUUGUGCUGAAUGCGAAGGAUAUUUGUGUCACAGGGCGAAAACUAACUGAUAAAGUUUAUCAUUGGCAUACAGGGUAUGUUGGGCACCUCAGGGAAAGGACUUUGAAGGAUCAGAUGGCGAAAGACCCCACAGAAGUCAUUCGAAAAGCUGUAUUGCGUAUGCUUCCUAAGAACAAAUUGCGUGACGAUCGAGAUAGAAAGCUGAGAAUUUUUGCCGGCGGUGAACACCCAUUUGGUGAUAAGCCCCUUGAACCAUAUCUGAUGCCCCCACGAAAAGUAAGGGAAAUGCGACCUCGUACAAGACGAGCCUUGGUAAGAGCUCAGAUAAAGGCUGAAAGCCAGGAUGAUAAAGAUUCACGAAAGGGCAGGAAGAAGGAUAGAGUCGAAGUGAAUGUAUGAAGGAUUACCUUGAAUGGAGCUAGAUUCAUCACUUAUGUGGAGUGUUACGUACUGUACCAAUGUUUGAUGGUAUCGAUUGCCUUGUCAAAGUUUGAAAUUUUGCUUAGAACUGUUGAAAAUAUGACUAUGGAUGAAAAUGUUGGGUUAAGCUGACAUGGUUGCCAGCAAUAAAUUAGGUCUUCUGUGUCUGAUCAUGUGGUGCUUCAAAAUUAGGAAUGAAUUGCUAUAUUCCAGAUGGAAAGAUUGCCUUCAUAAUGUCUUUCUUGUACAUUAUGUCUUCUAUGCUCCAAUUUCGCUGAAGUCAUAUCAUGUCUCUCAGUCUUCAGUUCUCUAUCAGAAGUGAAAAUUUCUCCAGUUCUUGUUGAAUUGGUUUGGUUUGGCAUGGCAAAGUCGAGUAUGUAUAACUUAUAAGCAACAGUUGCAGUGUUUGACAUAUACUUGAAACUUGAAAGUUCAUAUGCAAGACCAUACGUCCAAACUAGUCAUCAAUCACAAUGAAGUAAACUUCAUAUUAUAUAGAGAAGUAUGCUCAAAUAGAGCUUAUCAGUCGGUCCUCUACUUGGAAGUCAAGAAAGUUUUGAGCCAGCCGGCGGAUUUCUUGGCAG
Molecule: messenger RNA, 1365 nt
Organism: Fragaria vesca subsp. vesca
Lineage: Eukaryota; Viridiplantae; Streptophyta; Magnoliopsida; Rosales; Rosaceae
Product: 50S ribosomal protein L13-like
Exons: 5
Coding region: 155-760 (201 amino acids)
Biological process (GO): translation; negative regulation of translation
Cellular component (GO): ribosome; mitochondrial large ribosomal subunit
Molecular function (GO): mRNA binding; structural constituent of ribosome
Source: RefSeq, a predicted model, not a curated record